UGAUAUAGGGUAGCCCCCUCAUUUUGCAGCUUUUGUGGCUCACAAGCAAAAAGCAUGCCAAGGGGGGUCGACGUCGUCGGGUGUGAUCUAGCGGAAGGAGGACGAAGUUGUGUAGCGCAUGAAGCAUGCGGAAAACAUGUGAAGGUGGGGGACGUGCUGCUGUUCCGCGAGGAGGUCGAUGACCAAGGCGACAACAGGCUAGGAUACUGCCUGAAGGCAUACUUGAUUCGUGACGGCUCACAGACCUGCCACGUCGGUUACCUGCCGCGCAGACUGCUUAUCCAGCGUGCCGCAUUUAACAGACAAUUUGCUACUGUUGUUGAGGAUCUAAGACACUCGGAGGCUCUGUAUCUAUCCUCUCGACGCCGAAUCCAAUAGAGGCGAAGGUGUUGCGAAUAGACUGCUCAGUAAUUCCUUCCCAUGCUCUAACAAUCCAUGGGACGAUGUCUUCUCUUUUUGGAACGGGUACAUUUGCGUCUGGGGGAAUUGCAGC
Messenger RNA from Phytophthora nicotianae INRA-310, 493 nucleotides. RefSeq lists its product as hypothetical. The record is from RefSeq and is a predicted model, not a curated record. The coding region runs from base 55 to 378 and encodes 107 amino acids. The transcript is spliced from 2 exons. Lineage: Eukaryota; Oomycota; Peronosporomycetes; Peronosporales; Peronosporaceae.